UCAAAUGAUGAAAAUGUCGAAUUCAUCGAUGACAUUCAAAGAUUGAAAAGAAGCAAUAGAGGCUAUAUGAGAGGUCAAACUCAGUCACAGUACUUAAAUUUUGGAAAACCUGAACAAGAUGGCAAAGCUGAAGCAGAAGCUAACGAAAGUGGUUCCCGAUCAACAGUAUCUGGAAGUCACGGUAUGGGCCAAGCUCAGAGUCAAUUCUCUGUAGGCGAUUGUGGUGAAUGUGGAGGCAGCAAUGUAUAUGAUUAUAAUGCUGGUUCACCAGAUCCAUUGAUUUACGGUGGAGGAGCUGGGGCUUAUCAACCAACGACAACAUACACAGAUGGUACACCAUCAACCCUUAUUGGCAGACCAGGAGUUGGACAAUACGAUACCCAAGGACAAAUCUUAGCACCUGGUCCACAAGGUCAAUAUGGAAUUCCAGGUACAACAUAUGGACCUGGAGCUACACAACAAGGCGCAGAUAUUGGAGGCACUGGCCAACCUAGUAUUGGUGAUGUUGGACAACCCUCGAGUGGCCAAACAGGUUUGGCUCCACAGGAUAUAGUCUCCGGGCAACCGAGUUAUGGAUCAGGACAACCAGGCAUUGGAUUUGGACAACAAGGUGGAGAUCAAACACAACCAGGCUUUGGUCAACCUGGUUAUGGUCAACAAGGUGUGGGUCAACCAGGAUAUGAAGGUGCUGGUCAACCAACAGGACAACAAGGGGCCGAUCAACCAGCUUAUGGAGGUGUUACACAACCUACAGGUCAACAAGGUGUAGGUCAACCAGGUUAUGGUGGUGUUGGUCAUCCUUCCGGACAACAAGGUGUAGGCCAACCAGGCUUUGGACAACAACCAGGAUAUGGUGAUUCAGCUCAACCCACAGGACAACAAGGUACAAGUCAGCCUGGCUUUGGUCAGCAACCAGGUUAUGGUGGUGUGGGUCAACCCACUGGGCAACAAGGUGUUGGUCAACCUGGAUAUGGUGGUGUAGGUCAACCCACAGGACAACAAGGUGUUGGUCAACCUGGAUAUGGCGGUGUUGGUCAACCAACAGUACAACAAGGUGUUGGUCAACCUGGAUAUGGCGGUGUUGGUCAACCAACAGGACAACAAGGUGUUGGUCAACCUGGAUAUGGCGGUGUUGGUCAACCAACUGGACAACAAGGUGUCGGUCAACCAGGAUAUGGUGUAGGACAACCAGGAUAUGCUGGAGCAGGUCUACCUUCAGGGCAGCAGGGUUAUGGUCAACAACCUGGAUUUGGAGGGGUAACACAACCAAUUGGACAGCAAGGUUUUGGCCAACAACCAGGUUAUGGAGGAGUUACGCAACCCACAGGACAACAAGGUACAGGUCAACCAGGUUAUGGUCAACAGCAAGGACAACCAGGUUUUGGCCAACAACCAUCCGGACAACAAGGUGCAGGUCAGCCUGGUUUUGGCCAUCAAACAGGAGCUGGUCAGCCCGGAUAUGGCGGUGUUGGUCAACGAGGAACUGGACAACAGGGUGUCACUCAACCGGGAUAUGGUGGUGUCGGACAAACUGGUUAUGGCCAACAACAAGGAACUGGACAACAAGGCGUUACUCAACCGGGUUACGGUGCUCAAGGUGUUUCUGAACCUGGAUACGGCCCACAAGGUGUAACUCAACCAGGUUUCGGCCAACCUGGACAACAACCAGGCGUUGGACAAGUAGGUGGAAGUCAACCUGGCUUUGGCCAACAAAGACCAGGAUUCGGUACAGCACAACCUGGUGUAGGACAACACUCGUAUGGUCAACCCGGUCAAGGCCAGCAAGGUAUUGGUCAACAAGGCUACGGAAUUGGUCAGCCAACAUCCCAACAAGCAGGAUUUGGUCAAGGCGGCGCAAGACCGGGAUAUGGUACCCAAGGUGUGGGCCAAGCCGGAAGACCAGGAUAUGGACCGACAAUCGGUGCACAAAUUGGUGGUGGAAGACCAGGAUUGCUUCAACCAGGACAGCCUACAACCGGAAUGGGUAGACCAACACAACCUUCUCAAGGAGUAUCUAGACCUGGAUUUGGACAAGGUCAUGUAAGACCAGGAUAUACACAGCCACAAGGUCCUGGAACCGGACAAUUUGGUGUUGGUGGACCACAAACGGGCGGUGGCCAACAGUAUGUACCCGGCCAACAACUCAGACAACCAGGUUUGGCUCCUCAACAACCUGGAACAGGUGCAGGUGCUUCACCAACAUAUGGACAACAAGGAGCUGGUAGAAUACCAACCACUCAACCAGGUUAUGGUCCUCAACAAAUCGUACAGCAGCGACCAGGUCAGCCUGGUUACGGUGUACAACAAGGUGUUGGAAGCCAACAAGGUCCAGGGACAGGUGUACAACCAGGAUAUGGAACUGGCGUUUACCCAACUGGAACUGGUGCUCAGCAAGGAACAGGCGUUGGUACUGGCGUCGGAGGUCAACAAGGAGUUGGAGGUGGUUACCAACAAGUUGCCGGAACUCAUACCGGCUACCAAGCUGGAACUGACUCUGCUUACCAAGCUGGAUCUGGAUUACGCCCUAGUACAGGAGUACAACCAGGUACUGGAGCUGGCUCUGCAGUCCAACCAGGAGCAGGAGGUGUUUAUCGUCCAGGUACUGGUGUACAACCCAGUGGCGGAGUUGGUUAUCAACCCGGAACGGGUGCACAAACCAGACCCGGUGCAGGAUAUCAGCCAGGAACUGGAGUUCAGCAAGGAACUGGUGCUGCUGGCUAUCCAGCUGGAUCCGGAGUCCAACCAGGCACUGGGGCUACUUAUCCAACAGGCGCAGGAGCAGGAACUGGAAUGGGUACAGGAGCUGGAACACAACCAGGCAUUGGAGCCCGUUACCCAACUGGAACUGGAAUGGGAACAGGUGCCGGUGUACAACCUGGUGCAGGAGCUGGAUAUCCAACAGGAACUGGAAUGGGAGCAGGUGCUGGUGUGCAACCAGGUGCAGGUGCCGGAUAUCCCAGUGGAACUGGAAUGGGAACUGGUGCUGGUGUGCAACCUGGUGCAGGAGCCGGAUAUCCCACUGGAAUCGGAAUGGGAACAGGUGCCGGUGUACAACCUGGUGCAGGUGCUGGAUAUCCAACAGGAACUGGAAUGGGAGCAGGUGCUGGUGCUGGUGUGCAACCAGGUGCAGGUGUCGGUUAUCGACCAGGAAGUGGUGUUCAGCCGGGAACUGGUGUUGGAGCCGGUUACCCAACAGGAACAGGUGUUCAGCCAGGUGGUGCCGGUAGUGGAUAUCAACCAGGCGCAGGUGUACAACCUGGAACCACAGGUUAUCCUCAAGCAUCCGGAGUUCAACAAGGUGCUGGUUAUCAACCUGGUACUUAUGGCCCAACUGGCGGUAUUGGUCAAGGUGGCGUCGGACCUCAACAAAUAGUUCAACCAGGAUCUACAUUCGGUACUGGUGCUGGUGCUCAAACUCAUGUGUGGGAUAAAAAUAUAUUUAUUUUAGCUUCUGGCUCAGUCGGCGCUGAAGAUGCAUUCUCUCAAGCUGAAUCUUCGAUCAGCAAUGGCCAAGCUGCUGCCAGUGCUCAAGGCAAAAAGAACGGUGGUACAGCUAAGACACAAGUUCAGGGUACUUAUAGUUCGACUGGUUCGUUUAGUGCCAGUGCUAUGACAUCAGAUAAUGACCGUUCUGCCAGCUCUCAAGUCACCGGAAGUUCAGAAGGUGCCAUGAGUCAGUCUCAAGGUCAAGGCGGUGCAGCUCAGUCACAAGCUCAAGUACAAGUCAAUGAAAAGGAUGGUGGCACUAAGGCGUCAUCACAGAGCGGUGGUUUAAUACAUCAAAGUCAAAGCGAGGUUCAAGCUAAUGACAAGGGUGGCUUAGCCGAUGCUCAAUCCAGCGGCCCCGGACAAACAUCUUCUCAGGCUCAAAUCGGCUUCCGUCCAGGUCAAGAUGAUGAAAUUGUUCAAUCAACUGGAGGUGGCCAGGCUUCUGCUCAAUCGGGUGCUCACUCCGGUCAAAGUCAAUCGCAAAUUCAGGGCACAUCCAAAUACGGUGUUUCUUAUCAUGGAGCUGCUCAAUCUGCUUCUGGUACCAAGGAACAAGUUGCCACCUAUCGCGAACAAAACCGUGAACUCUUCAAUACCAUCAGCCAAUUUGGAAACACUGAAGCAGUAACUGAUCGUGUCGACACCAUGUAUAAUCCUCAAACUGCUCUCACAUCAGAAUCUGAUGCAAUUCCUGAUUUGCAAUUGAAAGCAGCAAAAACACCCAAAGAAGCACCAGCAUCAACCAACAAACUCGACUUACCAGAAGAAGAUGAAUAUGAAGAUGAAUACGAGGACGAUGAUGAGUUAUAUAAUGAUAACGAAACACCGCUAAGUAUGGAGGAAGAAGAAGCCAAAAGUUCCAAUCUAGCUAAAUCCCAAGUAAAGAAACCAUACAUUCCCACACCAUAUGUCACCCACACUCAAACGUCACCGACACAAACACAACAGGUGGCUGUUCCCAAGUCAACAAGAAAAUACAACGUCGAACAAAAUCAAAAUGGUCGUGUUCAAACAUAUCCCAUUCGAUCAACAACGGAAACCGUCCCCAGUGGUUUCCGUGGUUCCGUCAAUACAGAAAAGAAAUUCCAUACCAAAUCGCUGGAACCUCACAAGACCGGCAACAAAGUAAAUAUUACCGCGGACGAAAAGAGUUCCGAAUCGAAGAAUCCUCGCAAACCGGAUAGUUAUGUAACCGUCACAAAAUCCGUAACCGGUAGCAUGGACAAUACAAAGAGUCCCCCGGAGAACAAUAAGAACUUUGAAUCCACCUACUAUACGAAAUCUUCCACCUGCGGCUAUUUCACCUUCUCCUGUAACAUUGUCUACGGUGUCAAUGGACGCAGCAAAAUCUGUCGUCCCAAGGCACCGGCCAAUGGUAAAUGUUAAGCAUC
Molecule: messenger RNA, 4880 nt
Organism: Musca vetustissima
Lineage: Eukaryota; Metazoa; Arthropoda; Insecta; Diptera; Muscidae
Gene: prc
Product: fibroin heavy chain
Exons: 13
Coding region: 67-4875 (1602 amino acids)
Source: RefSeq, a predicted model, not a curated record